AUCUAUACUUUUUUCUCUUUUUUUACAGUGAAGGUAAUUAUCAUAAAUUUGUUUUCACUAUCUCCGACUGAUACCGCCAUAUUGAUAGCAAUUUGUUUGUGGAAAAAGUGAAUUCAUGAAUUUGUGCAUAGAAAUAGAAAAUUCUUUUCCCUGUUAAUUCAAAUUAAUUUUCGAUUAAAAUUGGAACGAAAACUUUGUUAGAAAAUUAUCUAAAUUUGAAAUUGAAUUAUAAACAUAAAAAACAAAACCAGCAGUAUAAAUUUUGAAAUAAAACUUGCUUCUUUAAAAUUUCGCGAACAAUAUUCAGCACAGAAAUCCUCGUUUGAAAAAAUAAACAACAACAAUAACAAAUCAAGAGCAACAACAAUAAAGGAAGUUAAAGACACGACUCUGUCAAGGGACUUCGCGCCCUAUGGAGUCGCUGCUGAAGGCCUGUACUCCUUCGUCAACGAGUCUCCUCUCUGGGGCGGCCAUUGAGUCACAGGAAGAUUUGGUUGACCCAAUAUUCUCAUCCACCACCGCAAUGUCACCCACCAACCACGCGGCACCCACUUCCCCAGACGUGACGAGUUACGCUCCAUCCAGGUUUUCAGGUUUCGGUUUCCCUUCAUCUAAAUCCCCAAUGUACCUCAUUAAUUCCUCCCCCAACGCCUCCCCCAGCAUCGUAAACCCCAUGGAUGGUCCUGGCUUUAGUUGCCUUUCACAACAAUCGUCUAGCUCUACCAGCAAUUUCAUUUAUGAUAACAAACAAAACUUGCAAUUCAGCCACUCCGAGAACAACAACUGGAGAGAGUCCAACUGCUGCCAAGACAUCAGCCAGAAAGAAACAUGCAAGUCCUGCAACCAGGCUAUGAACAACGCCAAUGCCACGAGCAGCGAAACAAAGGAUUUUAAGGAACCAAAAGACCUUCUGGGGCCAAAAGAUGAUGUAUCCGUCGAAGAAAAAUUUGAUGGACUUACAUUAGAAGAAAAGGAGAAAGAAGACCUCCUGCACCUAGGACCUGGAGGAUACAGCCAGUGGCGGGGAGAAGGAGGAAGUGGGACAUGGGUCCGCAAGAUGGGAUACGGGGAGCGCUUCAUGACAGGGUCCACAGAUUACGGCUGCAUGUCGACAGUCUACAACGUCUGGUUUGAAUCCAAGGCGGAAGUGGGGCUGGAUGUCAUCCGGAGAACCAGUUAUCUGGUCGCCAGAAAACUGCCUCACCUGAGACUGGUGGUGGGAUAUAGAGAUGGUGAGCUCUGGUUCAAAGAGAUGGACGAAUUCAAAGUCGACGUGGAAGAAAUAUUCACGGAAGACAUCAUGCACACGUUUGAACUUUUGCUCAAAAAAAAGUUCAACUUCGAAGAUGGACCGUUAUGGUUCGUCCGGCUUGUCAAAAUCAACAACAACGAUUCAACCAACACCCCUGUCGUGAACCCUGAAGCGAAGUACCGUUUUGUUUGCUUGUUCGGCUUCCACCACAAUUUCAGCGACGGUACGACCAACAUGAAAUUUUGCAACGUGUUCCUAAAUGUCCUGAAUGACGUUUUACAAGGAAAGCCUAUUGACAUGAAGGUGGAAGCUCAUCUCAGUGAACCAUUCCACGACCGCAUGGCCGUUCGCCUCAAGAAGUACUGGUCAACCCACGCGUGGAUGGUCACGUACUUCUGCAAACGCUUUUACAAAGGCGUAAUAAAAUACGGCCGCUACACGAGCAACUACACAGACCAUUUCAAACAGCCCGUGAACGACGAGGCAUCUACACGUAUCAUCCCUAGGGAGCUAGACGAGACCACAACGAGCAGACUCAUGGCGAGAUGCAAGCAAGAAAAGACAACUUUGAAUAACGCCUUCACAGCUGCUGCUAACAUUGCCCUUUACAAGCUGAUGCUCGAACACAACCCCACACUUGAGUCAACCUGCUUCGGGGGCAUCCAGACCGUUAACAUGCGCCGCUACUGGACCAAAGAACAAGCCAAAGACGCUUGCGGUUGCCACAUUUCCACACUAGACGUUGACAUUCCCACCGACAAGAAAGACAUCGAUAACUUUUGGGCUUACUCACGCAGAAUCGGCAACAUCAUGCAUGACGAACUUAACGUCUCGAAGCGAGGCAUCAAACUGAUGCUGGUAUCAGCAAGACUGCGGCUCAUACUUCAAAUCAAUACUCUUAUGGAGUAUAUUGGUUACCCGUCAAUGAACGACAACCACUUUUGCGUCACCAACAUGGGUGACAUCGGCAAGCAAUUCCCGGGAACAGGCGAGGUAGUGGAUGCAAUCCGCCUUCUACGGGCAGUGACAUGUCACUACAUGCCGAACUUGUGCCAACAUACCUUACACACCUUCAGAGGGCGCUUCUGCUACUCGCUGGACUACUACCCUCAGAAGAUGGAGCGAGCGAACGCUAUAAUCUACGCCGAUGCCGUUCUCAAAACCCUCACAGAUGCCAUUGAUGCACCAACCACAAGUCACAUGUGAGAAAGUGUCUUCGUAGUCAACAACGCUGAAACUAAGAGAACUAAAAUAAUCUUUACUCGUGAUGGAAAAUGCUCAGUGUUUCCUCUUGCUCAUAAAGCUUUAUAUUAAGUCAUUGAGCACCUAUGUCUAAAUAUGUGUGGUAUGGUCUCACACGGCACUAAACGUUAGAAAUGCUCAGUUCACAGACCUGUGCAAUUGUCCAAUGAAAUUUCGGCAUUCUUAUCCACAUUCGUGAUCGUGAAACUUAGCUGUUAACAGCAGGGUCCUGAAACUAGUUAAGCGCUUGGCAACAUUUACUUGCCUUCCACUAAAACAUUUCUGCUCCACUGUAACACCUACUGGACCAAUACGUAUACCCUACUUGUACUCCGCCCACCUACCUAAUACUACACCGACUUUUACUCCACCACUGCGCCCAAGUAUCCCUGGUAGAAGUGAAAACAUUACGAACACUCUGAUACUCCAACACUCCAGUAUCGGUCUCCUCUAGGUGCAAUGUAACCGCGUUAUCGAGAAUUACGUUUACAACAAUGUAUGUUAUUAUAGAGAUAACGCUUAUGUUUGUCAUAUUGAAGAUAACGUCAAUGUCAUAUUGAAGAUAACGUCAAUGUCAUAUUGAAGAUAACGUCAAUGUCAUAUUGAAGAUAACGUCAAUGUCUGUCAUAUUGAAGAUAACGUCAAUGUCUGUCAUAUUGAAGAUAACGUGAAUGUCUGUUGUAUUGAAGAUAACGUGAAUGUCUGUUGUAUUGAAGAUAACGUGAAUGUCUGUUGUAUUGAAGAUAACGUGAAUGUCUGUUGUAUUGAAGAUAAUUUUAAACCCGAGGCGGCUAGAAAGUCACCUUGUAAAACUUCGCGUUGAACUUUCAAUGAUAUUACCGUAUAUCAGAUAAGAUGAGUUACGAUGUGAAGAUUCACUGGUGACGCUUAGUUUGAAACUAGAUUACAAAUACUUCCGUGCGCAGCGUCAUACAUAGAACAUGAAAUGUGUUAUCUUAUUUGUAUGUGUGUGUUAGCAUUAACGUGUAGUGGCCGGUGACAUGAAGGUUAUAAAUAAUAUGUAUGCUCAGUUAUUUAUUAGUCUGUAAACCAUCUACCACUCAUGGCAGGAUACCCCUCGUAAUGGCAAGCUUAGGACAAUAGUGUCACGUUCAAUAAUCGUUACUAAGUUUGUAAUGGCCGUAUAUCCGUUAGAUCGUCACACCGCGUUAUGUUUGAAGUAAAAUUUCUCUUAACAUUUUUUUCCUAGAAUGUCACAACCA
This is a messenger RNA of Hyalella azteca, 3717 nucleotides long. RefSeq lists its product as uncharacterized. The transcript is spliced from 3 exons. Gene Ontology annotation, molecular function: catalytic activity. The record is from RefSeq and is a predicted model, not a curated record. Bases 413 to 2458 code for a protein of 681 amino acids. NCBI's taxonomy places the organism in Eukaryota, Metazoa, Arthropoda, Malacostraca, Amphipoda, Hyalellidae.